CAACUUAUGUGAAGCGGCGAAGGCGGACACAUCUUCGAUUGGAGGAUGUUUAAUCCUUUUACAACUUUGGGCAUGGGAGAGGUUGCCAAUGGUUCGACCCCAACGGGUUCUUCCACUGCAUGCAAUAUUUGAUUUGCCCUAUGGUGCUAGGUGGGCUUGUGCACAUAACUGGGCCGACUCUAGCAGAUUCACUCUUCGCAUUUAUAGGGACCAGUUUGACCUGACCAGAUGCGGGGGAUUCACUGAUGAGUAUCGUGGGUGGUUUCGUUACAUGGGCAAGACACACAUUAACAACCCCUCACAAGACCGUCCUACAACAGGAUUUGUUCCAGCUCAUCCACAUAUUGCUAUCGCGUCUCACUGUUUGGGCCAGGUUGCUCGGGAAAUGAUUGACAGAGGUGACCCUCGAGAUUGUGGGAUGAUUGAGCGAAUCAGGAAUUGCCUAAGGCGGAUAGGUGCAGAAGAAGCAAUGGAUCACGACAUCAUCACAUUUGAAGAUGUUGAUGAAGGACACGCAUCGCCCGAUGCUCAUGGCCAACAGACUAGACCAGGGUAUGGGUUACAUGAUGAUGAUACAUCUCAUGAUACACCCAUGGAGCCGCCAUCCACAGUUGGUAGUUCCUAUCACGCACAUGAAAUUUCCCAACAUCAGCAGUGGC
This is a messenger RNA of Cuscuta epithymum, 659 nucleotides long. The record is from the annotation of a GenBank genome assembly. NCBI's taxonomy places the organism in Eukaryota, Viridiplantae, Streptophyta, Magnoliopsida, Solanales, Convolvulaceae.